Molecule: messenger RNA, 1896 nt
Organism: Blastomyces dermatitidis ER-3
Lineage: Eukaryota; Fungi; Ascomycota; Eurotiomycetes; Onygenales; Ajellomycetaceae
Exons: 2
Coding region: 292-1398 (368 amino acids)
Biological process (GO): transcription initiation at RNA polymerase II promoter
Cellular component (GO): SAGA complex; transcription factor TFIID complex; nucleus
Molecular function (GO): promoter-specific chromatin binding; RNA polymerase II general transcription initiation factor activity
Source: RefSeq, a predicted model, not a curated record
UAUCUUUUCCCUAUAAAUAAAGUAGCAGUUGCAAGGAGCUCGUUCUGUAGUGUAGAGUUGCAAGUUGCGCAAGUAGCUAGUUAACAUCCUCAACUUCUUCGCUUCUUCAACAAGUUAACUAAGUUACUAGUUAAUCAACUAUCAGCCACACCAUCUGCACCUCCUCGUCAUCCCAUCCAGUCCAAAUCGAUCGCCUACGUAGUACAGCCAACCAACGCCAAACACCUCGCGCCCUAAAUAACCUCGAUCCGUGACACCAAACCAAGAAACAAAGAAACGCCGCAGCCAGUCAUGGCCGACUCCCAGCUGCCUCCGUCAGACACUGUGCCACAACCACAACCACAACCACAACCACAACCACGAGUAGCAGCACAAUCAACACCAUCAACCGCCGCCUCUGCUACUCCUACACCAACCACCGCAGCAAACCCUGAGUCCUCAAACCCUUCAGAUCCCAAUAACAAUCCGUCGGCUUCGGCUAUCCCCGCAAACAAUAAUGACGCUGCCAACCCGGAUACCAACCCUGAUACCGAAAUGAGCAAUAGUAAUAAGAAUAAUACUAAUACCAAUACCAACACCAAUAACAGCAGCCCCUCCAUGGCAACGAAUCCGGAUAUCACGAUGAGCGGGACAAGUGAAGCUACAACGGCGCCUACUACAGCUACCAGCCAGCAGUCUAUGUCCACGGCUGCGACGACGAUGACGACAGCACCAGCACCAGCACCAGUACUGGGCACUGGCACAAGCACGACCGCAGCACCGGGAGGAAUCAUUGCACCGGGAAUCCCAAUAGAUGCUGCAGUGAACCCUGUGGCAGCUGCGCCAGUGCUGCCGCCGUCGAAGAAAGAUACGAGCCUACGGGAGUUUCUGGGACAGAUGGAUGAAUAUGCGCCUAUUAUCCCCGACGCCGUAACAGCACACUACCUCACCCUCGCCGGUCUCCCGCCGCCAGGCAACGGCCCAAACCAAACCCCACCACACCUCGCCCGCCUCCUCGCUCUCGCCACGCAGAAAUUCGUCGCCGACAUCGCCGCAGAUGCCUACCAAUACUCCCGCAUCCGCAGCUCCAAUACUUCCUCCUCAAAUAAUCCCAUGGGCGCCAUAAACCUCUCGACAGGCUUGGCGCACGGGGUAGCUGGCGCUGGCGGAGGUGUAGGCGGCGGUGCUGCGGGGGUAGGGGCGGGUGGAGGGACGGCUGCAGCCGGUGGCGGUGGGAAUGAAGGGGUAAAGGGGAAAGGGAGCAGUGCGACUGGAUUGCAUCUGGGUGUUCAGAGGCCUGGGUUUGGAGGUGGGGGGCAGGGGGGACAGCAGGGGCGGACUGUGUUGACGAUGGAGGAUUUGGGAAUGGCGGUUGCGGAGUAUGGGGUUAGUGUGAAGAGGGGGGAGUUCUAUCGGUGAUGGUUUUGGGUUUUUGAUGGGAGGUGGUUUUACUUUUAGUGGGAUUCCUCAUUUUUUCUUGUUUUUGCCUUUCCCCUUUUGUUUUUAAUAUCCCAGGUUGCUGACUGGGGGAUUGCUUCGGGAGGUGCAGAUAUUAUAUUAUUACUUUAUAUAUCAAGUCCACAAAUCUGGGAUGGCGUUUGGGAUGCGGUUCAGGCUGGGGAGAAAAUGGCGGGGUUUACUUUUAAAUCAUACAUUAUCAUGUUAUAUCAUGGCCAUGUCACCUCAUAUCAUGCAUGUUUCAGUUUAGUUAUGAAGUUCAAAUGAUAUAUGUCGAUAGACUAUGCUGAAUAUUAGCGACAGGGUAUAAGAAAAGCACUGGGCCAUGGGCACCUGUUGUUUCGCAUUGGGGGGUAAGGGUAAAGGAGUAUGAUAGCAACGAAAAGUUUAUUGGACUUCUAAUAUACAAUAAAAUAUAUAUACAUAUACAAAGCAGGAACAAGUAAAGAAGAACCUUUU